This is a messenger RNA of Aspergillus uvarum CBS 121591, 3830 nucleotides long. RefSeq names its product KAR9 family protein. Lineage: Eukaryota; Fungi; Ascomycota; Eurotiomycetes; Eurotiales; Aspergillaceae. The transcript is spliced from 2 exons. The record is from RefSeq and is a predicted model, not a curated record. The coding region runs from base 1 to 3333 and encodes 1110 amino acids. Gene Ontology annotation, biological process: nuclear migration along microtubule; establishment of spindle localization; mitotic spindle orientation checkpoint signaling. Gene Ontology annotation, cellular component: spindle pole body; mating projection tip; cell cortex.
AUGCGUGCCAUGUUCACCGGGUCGACUGCAACCAUUGCAACCGCAACCACUGCGACCGCCGACCCCCCGGAUUCCGGGCUCAACACAUCCACCACGUCGUCGUCGCCGCCGCCGCCGCAGCACCUUUUCUCCCCCCCUCCCCCUCCUCCUCCUGCUGUCUCCAUCUCCGCUGCAGAUGAGUCCUUCACGCGACGAAUCAGAUCCAAAUCCUCUCUGCGCAGUCUCCGCAGCCUGGGAAGCAACAGCACGACCUACGACGACGACCCUGACGACACUAGCGACGCCAACGCCAACGCCGAGAAGACGCUCAUUCGCCCAUCCAUCCUCCGUCGAUUAUCCCCCGGCCUUGCCGCUCGCGUCAAGCUCCUCGACGGCAGCAACAGCAGCAGCAAAAACAACAGCCCUUCUCGCGUGGGCGCCGUGGGCCGCAUCCCCGAGGAACACAUUAAGGAGUUGGACAGCUUGCACCAGGACUUAUCGAUAAGGAUCCAAAAAAAGGGUCGCACGUGGAAUGGUCUGCACCGCGCCCACAGAGAAAGGAAACAACAGCAACAAUUCUACUCACAGCAGCAGCAACAACAACAAUCGUGCGAUUCAAGACACCUGGAGGUCCCCGACCCUCAAGCGCCAGAGCAGCACGUGUUUACCUCGGUUUUACAGCCCGACUUACACUCGCUAUUGAUCGCUUCCGUUCCAGAAGAGCGCUCCAAAGGGGACACCCUAGAAGAGGUUGGAGCUGGAGUAAGGACAGAGACGGGAGCAGAAGCAGACGCGGAAACAGAAGUGGAAGCAGAAGCAGUGCCGGAAGCCGAAGUCGCAGCUAAACCCAAAGCAGAAGAAGAAGUACAGCAGGAAGGGGACGCGAGCGAAGAGCCACUACUCGACAUGGCUGUCCUGGAACGAUCUCGUCUGCCCCUCCGCCCCGGAUCAACGAAUGGAAUGCCGUCCACGAACCCGACCGACUUCGAAAAGUACCUCAAGAGCACCAGCGACAAUGAACCCGUCCCCCCUCCCCCACCGCCGAAAGAUUCUCCCCGCCCCCUCUCCAUCUCAUCCGCGAAUUCGCAGUCCUACUUCAACCCGCUGGGGCUGCAACGCUCGGAAUCUAUAUACUCGUUCUCAAGGGCCUCCUUUAGCAAUCAGCUUUCGCAGCUCACGUCCAUCUCCCUUCCCCAACCAUCCCUACUCGAAGCUGGUAUCGCGUCCAUACCAACCGCUGCUGCCGCCGUGAGGGCCCUUACGGGAGCUGCGGACCAGAUUCAGAUAUGGAUCAAAAAGGCAUCCGGUGUCUUGAGCGGGCUGGAUGCCGAGGAUGACGUCGAAUGGGCAGCUGCCGGCGGACGAGAAGGGCUGGACGGGGUCGAUGGAGCGAUCACCCGAUUUGAGAGUCUGAUCAACGUUUACGUCAAGGCUAUUGAGGACGUGCAGAUGCGCGAUGAUAUCGAAAACGUCUCCACUGAUCAAUUGAACUUGAUCGUUGUACAGAUGGAUGGAAUCAUUCAAAGCUGGUCGCAAAUCAAGGAUCGACUGAAAGGAGUCAAAGAACAGGUGGAACUGGCGAUGGAGUGGGAGGAACUAUGGAGCAAUGUGUUGGGCGAUGUCGGUGUGGAGGUGGAGAAUCUCGGUCGGCUCAUCUUCGAGAUGGAAGAAAAGCGACACUGGACCAUGGCGGGUGAACAGGAUUCCAGCGCUACGGGACUUGACAUCAAUGAGCUGGAGACCAUCGUCGAGGAAACGCCAGCAGGUGGGCGCAUGUCGACCAGCAAGCGGUUCAGUCUGGAGCCUCUUUUCACGGCACCGACUUUGGACAUGCCUAUCAUCCAGACGCCGCAGGACGACUCCAGCCACUCCAACUUGAUCGCCUUGUUUGCGAGGAUCCAACCGCUCCGGGCAUCGCUCGACUUCCUCCCCAUGCGACUGUCCAUGUUCCAGUCGCGGGCGGUGCGGAUAUUCCCCAGCGCCUGCCAGGAGCUUGAAGACCGACGCAGUCAGCUCGAGAAGGCCUACAAAGGGUUGGAAGCAGAUGCAGAAGCCUUGCGGGACGAGCUCAGCGAGGACCGGUGGAUUCUUGUAUUCCGCAACGCAGGCAAUCAAGCGCAGAAGAUGUUCGAAUCGGUCGAGAGGAGCAUUGGGAAGCUGCAGGAAGCCAUCGAGACGAGCGCUCAGGUGCACAACCCAGCCCAAUUCACGAAACGGGUGGAAAGCUACGACGCUAAGAAACAGCAUUACGUUGCUGCGAUUGAGCGGGUGGUGUCGAUCAUUCAGAAAGGCGUGAAUGACCGUCUCACGGUCAAUGGGGAGACUCUACGACUGUUGUCGGAUAUGACAUCGCGGGUCGAUGCUCUGAAGGCGAGCAUUCGGGUAAUGGAUGCAUCCUUGGAGGACAUCAGCUUCACACGGUCUCAACACCUGCGCGACUCGAUCUCGAGUAUCCUUACCAUGGAUAGCCCCCUGACCGGGAGUGUCCCUGAGACUCCCGGCAGCUCCCCGGCUUCAUCGGUGAUCAUGACUCCGGCGAAUACUUUGAAACGAUCCAGCACGCCGGUCAACAACUCCAGCCGUCGUGGCAGCUCUGUCAGUUCGGUGGCACGCACGACCAUGUCGAAGGUGCGACGAUAUUCUGGAUUGCCGCAAGUCACAUCCACGUUAACGGCGAAGAAAUCGGCGAUCCCCAAAGCGUCGCUCGGGGUGACCUCGCCUACCAAGCACGUGGCCGCUACGCCGACGCCAGCGGCACGCAAACCGGUACCUCGUACCCCAGCUCUGCCGCCCGCGUUGGCCAACCGGCCGCGGUGGACCACCAGCACCAACACCAACGACCUGGAGAAAUACAAGUCGAAUUCGCUCAGCACACCUUUCCGCAAAUCGUCCGCCCAGGGUCGCACAUCACGCCCUUCCUCUACACUGCCCAUGACUCCGUACCGCCGCGAUAUGUCCGUGUCACCGGCACCGAUGAGCGCGCGGUCAGUCAGUCGGGUAUCCAGCCGUCUGGCGUCACGCAGCCCAUCGCGAGUGGCGUCUCCCACGCCGAACCGAUCCCUUCUGGAUCCUCCCCCUUACAGCAAACUGCGCCGACCCGAUGGAUUGGCCACCGCGCCCCGCAGCCGACAGAGCUUCGCGGGGCUGUCGUUCAGUCGCAGUGUCUCACAAGAUCAUAGCCGUGCGCUGGCAAGUCCGACCAAAGCGCCUCCGACGCCACGUCCGGAAACGUCCCUCGGACAUGCGAGCAACCGUCGCAUCAGCUUGAUUCCAUUGCCCAAAGGCCGGCCCGGCAAGGACAAUGCGCCUAGCACGCGCAGCAAGCUGGGUGAGCGACCUCCCUGGCGGGGCUAGUCGUCACAUAUUUCCGGGUAGUUCUUUUUUUUUCCGUCAUGUAAUUCAAACUGGAGCAUUGCGAUCGGGGGGUUUGUAUGGUAAUAUAGCCGAUUUUGCGUGUCUUUGCAGAUUGAUAUCCCCCUCAUGCAUUUCUCAGCGGUGUCAUUUUUGCUGGUGUGGUGUCGAGCAAGUACAGUAAUCUAUAUUUAUCUGGUCUAUCAAACAGUGGGAAUCGAAGAAACGGUGAUAGUAUUUACAGGUGCCUCCCGUCUUGGGGUAUAUCGAUAUGCAGGGGUGCAGCGAGAGACAGUUGAGCCCUUCAGGUUUAUACCAGAUCCCGCCCAAUGAUCAACGCAUCAACCAGUUCGGUGCUGUUGGCCAGGCGCGCGGCGCGCGGCACCCGGCCGAUGACCUGGAAGCCCAGCUUCUCCCAGAUCCUGACGGAGGCGGUGUUGUUGGCGAAGACGAGGUUGAAGACGGAGUAUUUGUAGCCCUGUUCGUCGUCAGUAUGGGUC